Messenger RNA from Diceros bicornis minor, 2294 nucleotides. It is a transcript of the gene TFEB, whose product is annotated as transcription factor EB. Gene Ontology annotation, molecular function: RNA polymerase II cis-regulatory region sequence-specific DNA binding; DNA-binding transcription factor activity, RNA polymerase II-specific; protein dimerization activity. Gene Ontology annotation, cellular component: nucleus. The record is from RefSeq and is a predicted model, not a curated record. Lineage: Eukaryota; Metazoa; Chordata; Mammalia; Perissodactyla; Rhinocerotidae. Gene Ontology annotation, biological process: humoral immune response; regulation of transcription by RNA polymerase II; positive regulation of DNA-templated transcription.
AGGGCGGACGGGGCGGGCCUCCCUGGUGGCGCGGAGCCGGAGAAGCCCGGGAGGGGGCGGCAGGCGCAGCUCGCGGGCCGGACACCUGAACUUGGGACAAGUUGCUGGAGCCGCGGGGCGCGGGCGGCGGACGGAUUGACCUUCAGAGCUAGGGAGCCAGCGCCAGCAGCCGCCAUGGCAUCGCGCAUCGGGCUGCGCAUGCAGCUCAUGCGGGAGCAGGCGCAGCAGGAGGAGCAGCGGGAGCGCAUGCAGCAGCAGGCCGUCAUGCAUUACAUGCAGCAGCAGCAGCAGCAGCAGCAGCAGCAGCAGCAGCUGGGGGGGCCGCCGACCCCGGCCAUCAACACCCCCGUCCACUUCCAAUCUCCGCCGCCUGUGCCCGGGGAGGUGCUGAAGGUGCAGUCCUACCUGGAGAACCCCACCUCCUACCACCUGCAGCAGUCCCGGGACCAGAAGGUGCGGGAGUACCUGUCCGAGACCUAUGGGAACAAGUUCGCAGCGCACAUCAGCCCUGCCCAGGGCUCCCCGAAGCCCCUGCCCGCGGCCUCCCCGGGGGUGCGGCCGGGACACGUGCUGUCCUCCUCGGCCGGCAACAGUGCCCCCAACAGCCCCAUGGCCAUGCUGCACAUCGGCUCCAACCCCGAGAGGGAGUUUGAUGUCAUCGACAACAUUAUGUGUCUGGACAACGUCCUGGGGUUCAUCAAUCCCGAAACUCAGAUGCCCAACACGCUGCCCCUGUCCAGCAGCCACCUGAAUGUGUACAGUGGCGACCCCCAGGUCACAGCCUCCCUGGUGGGCGUUACCAGCAGCUCCUGCCCCGCGGAACUGACCCAGAAGCGAGAGCUUACAGAUGCUGAGAGCCGGGCCCUGGCCAAGGAGCGGCAGAAGAAAGACAAUCACAACCUGAUUGAAAGGAGACGGAGGUUCAACAUCAACGACCGGAUCAAGGAGCUGGGAAUGCUGAUCCCCAAGGCCAACGACCUGGACGUGCGCUGGAACAAGGGCACCAUCCUCAAGGCCUCUGUGGAUUACAUCCGGAGGAUGCAGAAGGACCUGCAGAAGUCCCGGGAGCUUGAGAACCACUCGCGGCGCCUGGAGAUGACCAACAAGCAGCUCUGGCUCCGCAUCCAGGAGCUGGAGAUGCAGGCUCGAGUGCACGGCCUCCCCACCACCUCCCCGUCGGGCAUGAACAUGGCCGAGCUGGCCCAGCAGGUGGUGAAGCAGGAGCUGCCCAGUGAGGAGGGCCCGGGGGAGGCCCUGCUGCUGGGGGCCGAAGUCCCUGACCCUGAGCCACUGCCAGCUCUGCCCCCCCAGGCCCCGCUGCCCCCGCCAGCCCAGCCACCCCAGCCACCAUCCUCAUUCCACCACCUGGACUUCAGCCACAGCCUGAGCUUUGGGGACGGGGGCGAUGAAGGGCCCCCAGGCUACCCCGAACCUCUGGGGCCAGAGCAUGGCUCCCUGUUCCCCAACCUGUCCAAGAAGGAUCUGGACCUCAUGCUUCUGGACGACUCACUGCUACCACUGGCCUCCGACCCCCUUUUCUCCACCAUGUCCCCUGAGGCCUCCAAGGCCAGCAGCCGCCGGAGCAGCUUCAGCAUGGAGGAGGGCGAUGUGCUGUGACCCUGGCUGUCCCCAUGUCGGGGAACAGGGGCAGGCCUGGGGGCUGGCAGGGCCAGGGCCACCUCCCUCCCACCCUUCAGGCUGCACUUGUGUGUGAAGUAGCCACCUGCCCUGCCUGACUCCUCCCCAUCGGCCCCCUGUUUGGACUUAGUGCCCGCUUGGCAGCCUGUGGGGUCAGGAGAAGCCCCCCACCCGGCUCAGUACUCCCCAGGGGCAGCCCUCUUGAUGGGGCUGGGUAGGAACAGGCCUUCAGCCUGGCUCCCAGAGGUGAAAUCAGGUGGAGAAGGGAGGGGACAGGGUGCGCUAGAGGUAAAAGAGGUCCUGGGAGGGUCCUAUCUUCUGAGCCUGAUCCCCCCACCAAUGAAGGAGGACAUGUUGAAGCAGGGGGUUCAGGAAGUUCCGUCUCAGAGGCAGCGACUGGUACCGGGGGUGCCCAGGCCUGCCUUCCUGGGACUCAGAUGGCAGCAAGCCCAUCCUCCGGCUGGCACUCCCCCUCACACAGGUGGGGCUCUCCCACCCCCCUUUGGUGCUAACAGCUCUCCACCAGGAGGUGUGAGGGUGGGGGGUGGCCGGAAGAGGGGGCGCUGGGUUCAGGUUAGAGUGUGGGGUGACUGCUGGGAGAGCAGCUCCCCUCCAGGCUCCCCAUGUUGUGCCUUUAGUAAACACUGUGCUUUGUA